Molecule: messenger RNA, 930 nt
Organism: Danaus chrysippus (African queen)
Lineage: Eukaryota; Metazoa; Arthropoda; Insecta; Lepidoptera; Nymphalidae
Source: the annotation of a GenBank genome assembly
AUGACUUCUUUAGCGUUUAAAGUUAAAAGUAAAAAUGGUCAACAGAUAUUGAAAGAUUUGACCUCUGAAAGUACUGUGGGUGAAUUAAAAAUGUUUCUUUCGAGUAUAUCGGACGUUAGCGCCGAAAGAAUCUGCGUAUUGUGUGGAUAUCCACCUAAACCAUUAGACAUUAGUAACGAUAAUAAAAAAAUUACUGAGAUUGGUUUAAAAACGGGGGAGUCAUUAAUAGUCGAAGAGAAAUCAGCACCAGCACCAGAAAAUAAGAAACCAGACAUCGCUAAGCCAGUGGAGAAUGGCGUGUCGCACGAAACAAUAGGACCCUGCAGACCUGGGAUUUUAAUGAAAAAAGUUGUUCCUUCUGAUAACUCUUGUCUCUUUACUAGUAUAGGUUUUGUAUUAAAUGGUAAUAUAGAUACAACAGUCCAUACAUUAAUGCGUCAGAUUAUUGCAAUGGAAGUAGCUAGUGACCAUAACACCUACAACGAGGGUGUCUUGGGACGUCCUAAUGCAGAAUAUUGUGCUUGGAUUCAACAACCCAGCUCUUGGGGUGGUGCGAUUGAGGUGGCGAUUCUGUCUCGUUUCUAUGGUCUAGAAAUGGCUGUUGUAGAUACACUUAAUGCUAUAAUAAAUAGAUUUGGCGAAGAUAAGAAUUAUGGUCAAAGAGUAUUUCUCUUAUUUGAUGGAGUUCACUACGAUCCAUUAUACUUAGAACAAUCUGAUGGUGGAAUUCAAACAAUAUUCCCCUCUGAGGAUAUGGAUAUAUAUAGGGAAGCGGAACAAUUAGCUAAGGAGGCGAAAUCAUCACGUCAAUUCACAGAUUUGAACAAAUUCACAUUAAAAUGUAUGAUCUGUAAUAAACUGCUUACAGGACAGGUUGAAGCACAGAAACAUGCUAAAGAAACUAAACAUACUAAUUUCGGUGAAGUGUAA